Molecule: messenger RNA, 3148 nt
Organism: Arachis stenosperma
Lineage: Eukaryota; Viridiplantae; Streptophyta; Magnoliopsida; Fabales; Fabaceae
Product: FRIGIDA-like protein 4a
Exons: 3
Coding region: 197-1795 (532 amino acids)
Source: RefSeq, a predicted model, not a curated record
CUUAGAUUAGAUUUUAGCAUUGGGCGUAUGGGAUGAGUAUCUGCUCUUUUUCGGAGUUCAGAGUUCAGACCAACUAAGAAAAAAAAAAUCCCUUCCAUUAUUCAUUUCCUAAUUUGUUUUCAAACAAACAUUGGCGGUGAGUGGUUUUUUGAGGGUUUCCUUUGUCGUUUUGCACAUCUGAAAUCAGGUUCCAACAAUGGCGGAAACAAGCUCAGCAAGCGUACAGAAAUUCUUCGAGGACCUGGAAUCCCACAAGGCUAUACUCACCACCUGCACCAACCUCUUCGCCGCCCUCUCACACCGCUUCACCUCCCUCGACACCUCCCUCCACCAAAAAUCCCAAUCCCUCGAUUCCAAGCUCCAAUCUCUCCAAUCCCGCUCCCACCAAACCCUCGAAGAACUACGCCACCGUGACUCCUCCAUCCCCGAGCGCGAGUCCGCCGCCGCUGCCCUAAUCCGUGACCAGACCGACGCCGCCCUCUCCGACCUCCGCAAGCCCCUCCCCGCCAACCCCGACCUCUCCACCACCCUCAAAUGCCUCUCUCGCAAGAUGGACUCCUCCGCCCUCCUCCGCUUCAUCGUCUCCAAGCGCAAGGAAUCCGCAUCCCUCAGGGCGGAGAUAUCCGCCUCCAUAUCCGAGGCCGUGGACCCCCCAAGGCUGGUCCUCGACGCCGUCGAAGAAUUCCUGAAUUGCAAGCUGGCUAAGUCUGGCGUCACCGAUAAGAGAUGGGCCUGCGGGAUCCUGAUUCAGGCUCUGUUUCCGGAAUCUGGUGCCGGAGCAAAGCGUCCGGAGUUUUCUCGGCGGAUUGUGGAGAGGGCGGUGGGGCUGGUGGAGCUGUGGAAGAGGCAGAUGGACGAGGAAUCGGAGAAUGGAACUGUUGGUGCUGCGGAGGUGGUGAUGUUUCUGCAGAUGGUGGUGUGUUUUGGACUGAGGUCUAUGUUCGAUGAUGACUAUUUGAGGAAGUUCGUUAUGGAGUUUGCGUCCAGAAGGGACAUGGCUAAGCUUGCUGCCAUGUUGGAAUUCGGUGACAAGAUGAUAGAUAUAAUAGAUGAACUAGUAAAAAAUGGCAAAGAGGUAGAAGCUGUUUAUUUUGCUUCAGAAUCUGGUUUGACUGAAAGGUUUCCUCCAGUCGACCUGCUCAAGUCCUGUCUUCGGAACUACAAGAAGAAUGCUGCUAUAACGUCGAAGAAGGGAAAUAACAAUCAGGCUGCUACGGAUGAUUCAACCACUUUGGAGUUGAAUACAAUUAAGGCCAUAAUCAAAUGCGUAGAAGAUCACAAGCUGGAAUCAGAAUUCAACCUCGAUAAUUUGAGGAAGCGGGUUACACAGUUGGAGAAAACAAAGGCUGAAAGGAAGAAGAGCGCAACAGCUGGUAAACCUAAGAAGCGCAGCAUCCGUGCUGGAGGAGCGGGUUCUUCCCGUCCAUCCAAAUCAGCCAAAUUCCAUCCGCAUCCAUCCUCGUCUUCCAGUCGCAGGAACCUGGCACCUUCUCUGCAGCCUAGUCCCAAUGCCAGAUUUUCAAGCGCAUUCAACUAUCCCAGUCAGACUGUAUAUGAUGCCUCAGCUACUGCUAAUCCUUAUGCUGCAACCUAUGGAGCUGCCCACACUCAAAGCCCUGCUGGGAUGACCCAACAGCAUUACUCACUCCCUGUUGACAAUUUGGGUCCACCCGGCUACCGAUCCAGCACUGCUUAUGUAGGACAGUCUAGCUACGGCAUGUAUGAUUAUGGAAAUGCCACUCUAUCCACUUAUCAACCUCCAUACACAGUGGAUCAAUCUAGCUACAGGGGAUGAGUUUUCCUUGCUUCCUCCUGCUCUUGAAUCUUGUCGUCAGUUCCUUAGAAAAUGGAGAAAAAAGCAGCUGCCUUUUUUUCGCCUCUUAAUUUUUCCGUUUCCUUUUGGGAAUUUAGGUUGUAAUUGGUAAUCACAGAGCAAUUAAGUCAAGGUAGGUUCCUCACCAUUCCUGUAUCUUUUCCUACUAUUUUUAUACUAUCUACUGGUCCUUGCCGUUUUGAAUGCAUGGCGGAAGUAGCUUCUGAAAACAUGAGUAAAAAGGUUACUUGUGCUUUUAAUCUUUAAUCACAAUGGCAUGCCUUUUCAUCUGUGAUCUUUACAGCAUAUAGUAGUGCUAGUGCAUUUAUUCUUUUGGGUACAACUUACAAGGGUUGAAGGAUACAGCAAAGCUCACCCUUUGAAAAAGAACAAAAGCAGAGUGCCAUAGUUCUGUCAAUAGAAUUCUCAUAGAAUCAACACGGAACCCGCUGGUGAACCGGUAAGAGCUAGCUUUGGGGUUUUGAUAAGAAUGAAAAGGGUUUAACAGAUUUUGUUGGUAUGUCAACUAAUAUGUUUGUUGAGCUUUUAGCCUAGCUCUACGUACCGCAUGCUCAUGGCUUGGGAUCUUAAAACAUUUAUAAUAUCUUACCGCACUUCUGAGUUGUAAAUAAAAAGAUAUGGAUGUGGUCUCUGAAAAGGGUGUUCCUAGUUUCUACCUCAUCAAUGUUACAAUAUUGUUUAUUCAAUCGGGAAGUGGUUUGUUAAGGACUGGAUAACUAGGUUGGAACAUAGAGCGUACCUUGCGGGAAGAGAAAUCUUCUGUUUACUAUCCUGUCUAUGAUGGCUGCUACUCACUCUUUUGGUGAGUGUGGGGUUUUCCUCCUUUUUGGAAUGGAGUUCUUGUCUGUAGUUUUACCUUUUUAGAUGUAUCCAAAAGAAGAUUACGUGAGAAGUUAGCGGUAGACUAAUAAAAAGAUUAGGUGAAUUGAUUUCAAUGACCUGAGUUUGAAUUGUAGAGAAGUACUAAUAUUAUAAAAACAUCAAAUAACUCUCAUACUGUUUGAUUCAAACAGAAUCGCGAGUUUCGUGUGAGAGUCAGAUGUACUAUAGUCCUUGUUAGAUGGUGCAUGAUUGAGGAAAAGAAUUUUGUUAUUGUAUCAUCUUGUGUAUUAUAUGUGGAGUGUCAUAUAUAGAGUGCUCUGCAACUGCACAUAUGUGUGGCUGCAAUUAACCACUAACUAAUAACUAAUUCACUAAUUAAUCUUAAUAUACAAUUUAGCUAACUGUGAGCUUAACAUCCCCCUUCAAAUUGGAGCAUACGAAUUGGAAGUUAGAAUUGGAGCAUACGAAUUGGAAGUUUUUAACUUGGCCAUA